GUCAAAGGAGACAUCUACAUCAGUCGGCGACGAGGUAAACGGCAACACGUUUAAAAACACAUUUUCUUUUAACGCGCGGCAUUAUUUUUGCAGAGGGAUGGACGAGCGACGCUUUAGCAUCACCGGUGAAGGCGUGUGUACCGUCACGUGUCAACGGAUGGUGAUUGACAGCAUGCUGCUGUGGUGAUUUCGGGGAUAGAGCUGGCUCGUCAGCUCCACAGAGAAAUCCAGCGGGAUGUGGAAGAGCUGGUGGCUCAAGGCAACAUGAGACCCCACCUAGGAGUGGUCUUGGUGGGGGACGACCCAGCCAGUCGUACCUAUGUUAGGAACAAGACCCGAGCAGCCAGCAUCCUGGGUAUUUCCAGUGAUACAGUGGUGCGGCCCAGUUCGGUGUCCCAGGAGGAGUUAUUGGAGCUGAUUGACAAGAUGAACCGUGACUGGAGGGUCAGCGGCCUGUUGGUGCAGCUACCACUUCCAGAGCACAUAAAUGAGCGAGCAGUGUGUAAUGCCAUCGCUCCAGAGAAGGAUGUGGAUGGUUUCCAUAUUGUGAAUAUUGGGAAACUGUGUCUGGAUCAGAGAUCUAUGGUGCCCGCGACACCUGCAGCUGUCUGGGAGAUCAUCAAAAGAGCAGGUAUUGAGACGGUAGGAAAGAAUGUACUGGUCGCUGGUCGCUCCAAAAAUGUUGGAAUGCCCAUCGCAAUGUUGCUGCACACCGAUCGCAACCAUGAACGCCCCGGAGGUGACGCCACAGUGACCAUUGCCCACAGAUGUACACCGAGGGAGCAGCUGAAAGAGCUAACCAGCCUGGCUGAUAUCAUUAUUGCAGCUGCAGGUUAUCUGAGUCACAUCAACAUGUUCAGCUUGACCAGCAGCAAGAGCCCAUCCUUCAACAAAGUGACGCAAAUCUGUGGUGUUCCUGGGCUGAUCACAGCAGAUAUGGUUAAAGAGGGCGCAGCAGUCAUUGACGUGGGCAUAAAUCGUAUCCAGGAUCCGAACACGGGAAAACUCCGACUCAUCGGGGACGUGGACUUUGAGGGAGUGAAGGAGAAAGCAGGUUUCAUCACUCCUGUACCUGGAGGUGUGGGUCCGAUGACAGUCGCCAUGCUUAUGAAGAACACUGUGACUGCUGCCAGAAAUGCACUGAUGCAUUAAACACUGACACAGUAUGAAGCCAUUCAUUUUAAUGAAUGCUAUGUGGUACAAACAGUAUAUACAUACAUGCACACAUAUGUAGACACAUUCAUUUAAUUGGGUAUACACAUACACACACACAUUGCCAAACAUCUAACACACUUUUAUUUAAAAAUCCAUGAGCUCAAGCCUCCAUACCUGCUGGGAAACUUACUUGAUAUGUACUUUGUUUAUAUUGUGAAUUUUUUCAUUUAUUUAUUUAAGUUAUUUAUUUCAGAUUUCACUUUUUGAGAAUUUAGAUUCAUAUUUUUUCUACUGAAGUCGUUUUGGUUCAUUUUUGAACAUUCCAGUUUCACUGAGAAGGGAAUAUAAAAUAAAAAAACAAUGCUGUGCCGAUACUAGAAUCUCACUUUAUUUAUGUGUUUAAAGGAUAGGUUCACAUUUUUUAAGUCUGUCUUAAAAUAAUACUCACGUGCCCAUUUGGGACAAAUUCCACAGUCCUUCUAUGUAAAAGUGCAUUGCAAAGCUAAGCUGAAGCUACUUGCGCCAUCUCAGUCAGUGCAGAUGACUCAGGGGAAAGUGGGUAAACAAAACAGUGACCAUGACAAUUUUUACUGACAUCUCACGUACUUUUGGAUGGAUUGCCAUGGACCACACAGGAUGAAUCACAAUAAUUUGCUUUCUAACCAAAUACAUCCAAAAGUCUAGAGAGUUUCCAUCAGCCUCAGCUCUACCUUCUGUUUUGCUGUAAUUAGCAAAUGUUAGCAUGCUAACACUGUAAAAUAAGCAUAAAAACUCAGGAAGGUCGUAUGAUCACGGAGUUGGUUGUGUGAAGAUCAAAAAUACUUGAAAGUUUUUUUCAGAUUAAGCAUUUUUGAAGAUUGCGAUGUAACUACUGGUGCAAACGUGAUCACUGUUGGCCAGGCACUCAUGGUGAACACCGAUUGGUAAACCUGACUCUGCCUUUUGCUGCCAACCACUAAAGAACACUACACUUCAUCCUAUUUGUUAUGUCUCUAUACGUCCUCUUGUCACCUGUCAUAUAUAAAGGUAUCCACAAAAUUAAAAGAAAAAAAUCUUGAUAAAAACUUCCUUGUUUAAUCACACCUCUGGGAAAAUUGAGGCUUUCACAACACAUGUAACUGUAAAUGAAGCAACCUCUCAAAGUGCAAAAGAGGUAUUU
Toxotes jaculatrix (banded archerfish) is the source of this 2314-nucleotide messenger RNA. It is a transcript of the gene mthfd2l, whose product is annotated as methylenetetrahydrofolate dehydrogenase (NADP+ dependent) 2 like. NCBI's taxonomy places the organism in Eukaryota, Metazoa, Chordata, Actinopteri, Toxotidae. The transcript is spliced from 9 exons. Bases 265 to 1152 code for a protein of 295 amino acids. Gene Ontology annotation, cellular component: mitochondrion. Gene Ontology annotation, molecular function: methylenetetrahydrofolate dehydrogenase (NADP+) activity; methylenetetrahydrofolate dehydrogenase (NAD+) activity; methenyltetrahydrofolate cyclohydrolase activity. Gene Ontology annotation, biological process: tetrahydrofolate interconversion. The record is from RefSeq and is a predicted model, not a curated record.